UAGACUAUACUGUAUUUGAAUUGUCAUAGUUUUGUGACUCUCAUCACAAACUGAUGCUGCGAUAAAGAGAACAACCACAGAGGCCUUUUCCUGAUAAAUAAUCACACAAAACCUAAAAAGGGGAUGUGGUAGACUGUAGAUGUAGAAAUAAAUGGAACAAUUGUGUGUACUUGCAAACAAAAUGUUUGCUGUAAAUGUUCAGGCAGCUGAAAGCCUACUCACCCAUCAAAGCUGCAAUGCCACAAGCUUACAGGACACCCUGCAUGGAAAUGAUCCCGUUCAAUGACCUGCACACAAACAGAACAACCUAAAUUAAGAUAUUAAUACAGUACAAUUCAGAAGAAAAGAGGUGGUUCUCUGCCUUAAAUGUCACUGUUCAUUGGGGCCUUGGUAGCCCUGGAAGCUUCACACACUGCUCACUAAGAAAACACAUGCAAAUAAACACAACACAAGCCAAUUUAACAACAAUUGCACAGCAUUUAAAACAAAAACCGUACCUUAAAAAUAAAACAUAACAACUGUUGGCCAGCAAUGUGCCAUACCUGGGACAACGGGAGCUGUCCCUGAGGGGAAAAGCGUGUAUUUGUUCAGAUAAUUAGCAAAAGGCUAAUGCUAGGUCAAACAAAAGGACCAUCAUUCCAAAAAAGGGGGAGCGAAAAGUUAGAAAGAACUGUAAAAUAAGUCACCAUACGUUAUAUAUUGAACCACGUCGCUCUCUGGUGGCAGCAUUCGUCCCUUACAAUUGCAAUCUGUAUCGACACUCUUUUAGUUUCCCCUUGUGAGCUCGAUGAGCUCUGGGAUAGACUGUGCAGGACUUUCUGUUGACAGUUCACAACAAUGGCAGAAAUCGAAGCAGCACAACCGGCUCAGGUUGAUGUUUCCAAAAGUAGCAACGGCCCAGCUGAAGGAUAUGAGAAGAAAUGUAUUUUCUGCAAGAUUGUAAACAAAGAAAUGGGAACGGAGCUUCUUCACUGUGAUGAGGAGAUCUCAUGUUUCAGAGACAUCAAACCUGGAGCUCCUCACCAUUAUCUGAUCGUACCAACCAAACAUGUAGGAAACUGUAAAUCACUCAGCAAUGAAAACGUGCCUUUGGUGAAGCGCAUGGUCGAGACAGGGAAGGAGAUCCUCCAGAAAAACAACAUAACAGACCUCAAUGAUGUCAGGUUUGGUUUCCACUGGCCCCCCUUCUGUUCUGUCACACACCUACACCUUCAUGUCCUGGCGCCUGCCAGUCAGAUGGGCUUCAUGUCCCGCCUCUUCUACAGACUCAACUCCUAUUGGUUCAUCACAGCGGACCAGCUGAUUGAGCUUCUCAACUCUAAAGGAGACACAAACUGAUCACACACCUUCAAUACUUACAGUUCUUGACUUUGAACUUCUGCCUUCUUGAAGAUGCCAUGUUUGAUGAUAGACACUAACAUUUAUUAGCUGCUGGCUUGUAAUGACAGUAUUUUUAAACUGGUGACAUAUUAGUAAUGGAAGCCAAAUCGUGUUUCUUGAGAUGUGUUAGAUAUGACACACAUUUUUUUUUCAAAUGUUUUUACAGAAGAAGAUCAUUCAACCUUUCUUAUUAUCGGACGUAAUAAAAAUGCAUUUAUUGUAUGGACCAAGGAGCAAACGGUGAUAUUCACCUGUUUCAACUAUUAACACCAAAGGAAGCAUUCUUUUUUUUUUACUGAAUGUGUGUUAAGUACAAGAAUAUAAAGCCCAUAUGAAUAACAAGCUUUUUUGAUACCUUGAUAUGCUUAAUGAUUUGGAAAUCAGAUGUGAUGCAUGUAUAACUGAGAAAAAGUAUAAGUAAGGAAAAUUAAUUAGUGUUAUUCAUAUAUUGAUAUAACAUUUUGGACAGCUGUGAGUUCCUCAGCUAUGUUAAUGUAUUUAUUUAAUGAUAUACAGAGUAACAUCUUCAUUAACUAUGUACUGUAGGGCUCCUUUACAGCAAAAGCAGCUAAGUAUUAAUGAGCUUAACAAAAAAACGAGGCGUUUGUUUAAAAAUGACAUGAUUUGAACUAACCUGUUGGUGAAUGAAGUGAAUAUUUAUGCUAUGACGAAACUGCUGUAUACUAGGGAAUGUAAAGAAUAAACAUCAUACUGUAUAUACUGUAUGAAAUUGUAUGCACUUUAAGAAUUAAUUUAACUAAGAAUAAAUAAUAAAUUGCCA
Messenger RNA from Trematomus bernacchii (emerald rockcod), 2161 nucleotides. It is a transcript of the gene hint3, whose product is annotated as histidine triad nucleotide binding protein 3. Lineage: Eukaryota; Metazoa; Chordata; Actinopteri; Perciformes; Nototheniidae. The coding region runs from base 838 to 1338 and encodes 166 amino acids. The record is from RefSeq and is a predicted model, not a curated record. Gene Ontology annotation, molecular function: catalytic activity. The transcript has 5 exons.